GCGGGAAGGGAACCGGAGACACAACAAACAUGGCGGCGGCGGUGACGAAGACGGCGGGGGCAACAGCAACGGCAGCGGCAUUGAACAAGGCGGUGGGGGUUCCUCGGUGCGACUGUCAGGCGGUAUAACGAACUGUAAACUCCAGAAACAUUUAUAUAUAUAUAUACAUAUAUAUAUAUAUCAAACACAAAGAUGGGUGAGAAGAAACCGGAGCCUUUGGACUUUGUGAAAGAUUUCCAGGAAUACCUAACUCAGCAGACCCAUCAUGUCAACAUGAUUUCUGGAUCAGUUAGUGGGGACAAAGAAGCAGAGGCUCUUCAGGGAGCUGGAACAGAUGGUGAUCAAAAUGGACUUGAUCAUCCAUCUGUUGAAGUUUCCCUGGAUGAAAACUCAGGAAUGUUAGUAGACGGGUUUGAAAGGACCUUUGAUGGAAAGCUCAAGUGUCGGUACUGCAACUAUGCCAGCAAAGGCACCGCCCGGCUCAUUGAACACAUUAGAAUUCACACAGGUGAGAAACCUCAUCGAUGUCACUUGUGUCCAUUUGCAUCUGCCUAUGAGCGUCAUCUGGAAGCCCACAUGCGUUCCCAUACAGGAGAAAAACCAUACAAAUGUGAAUUGUGUUCCUUCCGCUGCAGUGACCGAAGCAACCUGUCCCAUCAUCGAAGGCGCAAGCAUAAAAUGGUACCAAUUAAAGGUACUAGGUCUUCCUUAAGCAGCAAGAAAAUGUGGGGGGUUUUACAGAAGAAAACUAGCAACCUGAACUAUAGCAGAAGAGCACUCAUCAACUUAAGCCCACCUUCCAUGGUGGUUCAGAAGCCAGACUACCUUAAUGAUUUUACCCAUGAAAUCCCAAAUAUCCAAACUGACUCCUAUGAAAGUAUGGCGAAAACCACACCAACUGGAGGCCUGCCAAGAGACCCCCAAGAACUCAUGGUCGACAACCCUUUAAACCAGCUCUCAACUCUAGCCGGACAGCUGUCCAGUUUGCCACCUGAAAACCAAAAUCCCGCAUCCCCUGAUGUAGUUCCCUGCGCCGAGGAGAAGCCCUUCAUGAUGCAGCAGCCCUCUGCCCAGGCAGUAGUUUCUGCCGUGUCAGCAAGUCUUCCUCAGAGCUCCUCUCCCACCAGCCCCGAGCCUCGGCCGUCACACGGUCAAAGGAACUACAGUCCGGUGGCAGGGCCGAGCAGUGAACCAAGUGCCCACACGAGUACUCCGAGCAUGGGAAACAGCCAGCCGAGCACGCCAGCCCCCACCCUGCCAGUCCAGGACCCGCAGCUUCUCCACCACUGCCAGCACUGUGACAUGUACUUUGCCGACAAUAUCCUUUACACUAUUCACAUGGGAUGUCAUGGGUAUGAAAAUCCUUUUCAGUGUAACAUAUGUGGAUGCAAAUGUAAAAACAAGUAUGAUUUUGCCUGUCAUUUUGCAAGAGGGCAGCAUAACCAACACUGAAACAAUCACGCUAUGCUUUCGUUGCUUUGCCUUCUUGUGUUUUGUAGUUUACUGUUGUUUUUUGCGGGGGAGGGCUGGGGUCGUGUCAUCCCUAAUAAGGUGUCUGCUAAUUUAAAGUUCCAUACAUAUAGAGUAUAAGUUUGACAGUGGAAACAAAAUGUCUGUUUUCUUUUUUUCAUAGAUGCCUCGUCAGGGUCAUUUAUGUAUUAGAAGAGUUGGACACAUUGGUGUUUUAAUUUUUUUUCCUUUCAUUUAGACAUUUGAGAAUUUGAGUGCAAUCAUAAUCUUACAAGUGGUUAUUUAAAUUUCUCACAUUUACAGUCCAUAAAAACGUCAAGGCUGAUGGAUACUCUUGGUAUUUCAACAUCUGAAUUACAGCUAGAUGUUAUUUCUGCCAUACUUUCAAAAUGGUAGAAUAAAUUACUUUCUCUUUCAAAAUCUAUUCCAACUUAUUUCAAUGUUUUGUAGAGGAAUUGCCUUUGAAAUUGCCCUUAAUUAAAAAUUAGUUAACAUAGCUUAGUUGAAUCAAUAGUUUAAUUUCAACUGGUAAUAGUAAAGCAGUAUCAGUGUAGUAAAUCUUUCUUUUUUCCAUAAGGGCAAAUGUAGAACAUUUAAUUCCUUUAAAAUUAAAGUUAUAAAAAUAUGAGGUAAAAGUUCUGAAAAGAAAUGAAACUUUAAGACUGUAAAUUGAAAAUGGAGUUUAAUAUUUAAAAUACCUGCUUAUUCAGUUUCUAGUUUAAAUAUAGCAGUUUUCCAUUGUAUUCUUGUUUAUUGUAAUUUAUUUAAAAAACUACCAUUAAGUACUCGAGAAACCCUAGAAAUAUCAGAGGGUUAUCUAUGAAGAUGCCUUUUUUUCUUUUAAUUUGAAUUUUUCAUUUAAAUCUUCACUCUGAUGUUACACAUGAGUUUUACAGCCAAGCUGAGAAUAUGUUAUUCCUUCCAUUCCUUUGAUGACCAAAGAGGUACAGUGGAAGUCAUCCAUCUUAUUCCUAGGAAAUGUGGUCCUUCCAAAAAAAAAAAUCUUAAGUUUCCUUUUCCUGCUUGCUAUCCAUUUAUUGCCCAUAGUUUUCAAGAAAAGGUAGAUACAGAAACACUUGGGAAAAUGUGAUGGUGAAGUAGCAUUUACAAAAAUGAGAACAUAUGUCCACAACAAAUUCUGUUCUCUUCAGAAUUGGCCAUUUAAGAUAUUUUCUGUGAAUUCAAGUUAUAACACUUAUUUGCAGUUUUACCAGUCUUUCAUGUAUGGCAAGAAAACUAUAUGAAAACUGUGAACUGAAUCAUCGCCUUAGUAGAAGAGGAUAUAGAUAUAAAAAUGCAUUUAAACCUAUUUGUUUACAAAAAUAAAACUUGCUAUAUAAAUCUAGAAUAAUUUUGAAUAGGAGGCUGUUGUUUUUAUAUUGUGUAAUAACUAGCUUACUCUGAGGACAGCUUGGUCAAACAAUAAAAUAUAUUGUUACUAACUGUUGGUUUCUGUGUAUUUUGCAAAAUUUUUGUUUUUAAUUUGGUUCAAAUCUUGAAAGUGUUAUUAAUUGGCUUCUUAAAGCAAACAUUUCAAUUAUUAAGCAUUAACUAAAAAGGACUUGUACUAUUAAAGUAAGUGAAAGGGAAAUAUUGGUGGUAUCUGUCCACAAAAACCCCCAAGUGCCAAGUUAAUCAAUCUUUUGCCCUCUCUUCCAAAUACUACAAAGCCAUUAAAUUGAGUUCUUGUGGUUUAAUCUAAUCUCCACUGCACUAUGGAAAGAGCAGCACUGAGGAGUUUCUCUAGACAGCUCUUCCUGUCAGCCUGAGGCCUGUGAAUCUCAAGUCUGCAGUCUCUUCUGCUCUGUCGCUUGGAGCUCUUGCUCCUUGGAUCAGUUUUAGAGCAGCCUUUUCCAAAUGUGUAACUUGACCCUCGUAUGUAUAUACUGUCAGAAACAGGGUGCUGUCAUUUGGACACUUUUGCAUUUAUUUUUUUCUUCUAUUGUAUUCUUCAUAUAAAAGCAAUACCACAAAAUAGGAAAUGGAAGUUUUCAUUAAACAAAAAGGAAGAACUCUAAUGUUAAAACCAGUUUAUUAACUGUAUAUUCUGGGCCAAAUAGUGACAAAUGUGGUUUCUUUUUUUCUGACAAUUAAAGAUGCUUUGAAAGAGCAUUUUAGUUCCAAUAAUUUUUUCAUAAUUCAAACUAGAAUGUAUAAUGUUAAAAUUACUAUGACUUAAAGAGCAUAGUUGUAUUCCAAAGGUAUCAAUGCUUGAAAGCUACAGUUAAUUCUAAAUGCACUAAUGUUUUUGAAGCAAAUCUACCUUAGAAACUUUUUUAGUAUUGUAUUUUUUAAAAUAUGUAGGAUUUUAUUUAAAUUUUUUGAGAAAUUCUGUAUUGAAAAGAUAUUAUCUUCCAUUAAGUAUUGAAUAUGUUUCUCCCAUUUUAUUUUUAAUCAUAUAUUUUAUAGAAAUGAGUUGAGAAAAGUUUAACAUGCACUAUUUAUAAUACUUUGCUGAUAACAGGCAAUGUUCUGAAACUAAAUUUAUUUUUGUUCAGUGAACAUAAGUUUAGAUUUUUAAAGUUGGUAGAUAAUUUAUCUCCACUAAUAUUUUUUUAAGAAACUGUGAUGAGAUUAACAGGGAAUAAUUUUAUUUCAGAUUUUUAUUAAUAUAGUAUGUAGCUACAACUUCUUGAAACUCAAGUAAAGGCUAGACUUUUACUUUGAAAAAAUUUAAUUGGAUAUUUUCCAGUGCUAUCUUAUUUUAGAAAUGUGUUUGCCAUUCAUCUGCAGAACUGUUUGACAAAGGGAAUAUUACCUUAAAAAAUGUCCAGAGAUAAACUCAUUUAAGGUCUACAAAAAUAUUUAUCAAAUGGAUGUAUUAUUUAAAAAAAAAUUCCCUGCUAAGGACUUUUCAUUAAGUAGUCUUAGAGGAUAUAUGAUUUCUAGAACGUGGUUUCAUUAAUAUGUACUUUGAUGUAAAGAACGUAUUUUGUAUGUAAAAUAUAAAACUUGAGUAUGGUUGCAGAACACACUAUAUUGUUUAGGGAUUCCAGACAGCAGUUUAAUGCUGAAAUAACUCUAUCUAGUAUGUAGUUCAUAUUGUGAAUGAAGCUUUGCUUUUGUAAUGUAUGAAUAAAAAAAUCACACUUUCUAA
Messenger RNA from Dama dama (fallow deer), 4567 nucleotides. It is a transcript of the gene IKZF5, whose product is annotated as IKAROS family zinc finger 5. The record is from RefSeq and is a predicted model, not a curated record. Gene Ontology annotation, molecular function: RNA polymerase II cis-regulatory region sequence-specific DNA binding; DNA-binding transcription factor activity. Bases 193 to 1452 code for a protein of 419 amino acids. Lineage: Eukaryota; Metazoa; Chordata; Mammalia; Artiodactyla; Cervidae. The transcript has 4 exons. Gene Ontology annotation, biological process: regulation of transcription by RNA polymerase II.